AAAAAAAAAAAAAAAAACAAAGAGCCCCUCCAUCUUCGGCAGCUGUUGGAUAGCUCCAUCAACGGCGUCGUACUCCGAUACGGUGGCGCGGCACUGCAAUUUCCCGAGAUCCGAUCCAAAGGACCAGCAGACUAGGGUCGAGAUUCCCAAACUCAGGGAAUCGGUUUGCCAAUACUCUCCCACGUCCUGAUUCUUGCUUGAUAGCGCAGAUCAACUGCGGACGCCAAGUGAGAAAGAUGGCGCUUUGGCGUAGAUUCGUCAGCGCCAGAUUUGAUAGCUUCAUUUAUGGUCGCAAGAGAUGGUACUCCGUCCUUCCUGGCAGCGGAGCUCCAUCGGCCGGCGGCGUUGUUAGGUUUCGUGGAUUUAUGGUUAUGGAAGAACCCUUCCCUGGUGGCAGUCCAAUGUUUUGUUACACACACUUAAGAUAUUUCAUGGCUUCGGGACAGGCCAAGCCAAAACCGAAAGCAGAAGGAAAGGGAGGGGAUUGGCGAAAACCUAAAGUGGAAAAUGAUGGCGGGAUUCGGAUCAACGAAGCAAUCAAUGAUCGUGAAGUGCGUCUUGUGACUGAUCAAGGGCAUAGAGUUGUCUCAAUACAGGAAGCACUUUAUCUGGCAAGGAAGCUUGAUCUUGACCUGGUUGAGGUCCAAAGAAAAGUAAAGGUUGAAGGUGGGGCGCAGUCAGCUGUUUUCAAGCCAGCCGUUUGCAAGCUUAUGGACUACUGCAAGGAGAAGUAUAAACAAGAUAUGAAGGGAAAGGAGCGUGCAAAGAGCAAGGCUGCAAUUGCAUUGCGUAAUGGAGAGAACAAAGAGGUUCGCUUUAAAGCUAAAACUGAAUUAAAGGACCUGAAAAUCAAAGCAGAAUCAGUUAAGAGAUUGAUGGAGCGUGGUUAUCGGGUGAAGUGUACUGCCAUGCCCACAGGUAAAGAUGAUGGAGAUCUGGGAGGCCUGCUAUUGAAUCUUCUAUCACUGAUAGAAGACAUAUCAAUUGUUGAAAGUGGCCCACAUCUGGAUACCAAAAAUGCCUAUGUAAUUGUAAAACACAUUAAGUUUGGAUCUAAGAAAGGAAAGAAGGUCAGCAAAGCUGUGGAAACUGUUAGCAGUGUCCUAAGUACUCGUUCUGAUGCUGCAGCAGAUAACAAUAGUAAAGAUGAGGAUGAUUGCCAGACUGAAGAAGAAUGGGAGGCUGUUGAAUCUGAUUCUGAAACUGAAAUUGAUAACCCAUCUAAACAAUUUAAAACAAAUACCCCAAAUCUUUCUGGUUCGCGCCCCACCUUGCCACCGAAGGUGGUCGGCAAUGGCUUUGGUGCUGUUACGGAGUGGUCAGGUACCAAUACAACUGAUGAUAUCAAGGCUGAGAUUACUUUCAAUACUAAGCAUACAAGUUCAAGUGUUACUAUGUCUACUUCAGAUGAAAGUAUUAACACAGCAAGUAGAAGGAAUUCUGCUGGGUUUUAUCCCUCACAGACAGAGUCUUAUGUUACUGAGACUAACCGAUAUAGCAAAGGAAGUAAUUCAACAUUCCAUCAGAUUAGACCUACAAACCAAGAUCGUUUUUCUCCUGGGCAUGUAGCAACUGGAAAUCAACAGAGGAUUCCAGAACGAAGCAACAGACGCGAAGUCGAAAGAUGUGGUCCAUCAAAUCCAAAUAAUCGACCGGCAAAUGCAAAUUAUUAUCCGAAUUCGGUGUCUUCUGGCCAUGGUGUUUUCAGUGCCUCACAAAGUUCUGGUUCAAAUGACAGAAGAAAGGCUGGAGGUGCAACCAUGGGUAGUCCAAAUGCACCUAAUGUCCCUCAACAAAGCUAUGGAGUCUUCAGCUCUGCAAAAACCUCUUCACCUCUUGAUGUUAAGAACAUGAAAGAAAUAUCAAAGGAUAGAAUGAGCAAAUCUAAUUCUCCAACUACAUCAAAUUAUGGAAUCUUCAGUGUUCCCAAAACCAUUUCAUCUGAGGAUCAGAUGAAACAAAGGGUUUCAACUAGAGAUAAUUCCAUCAGAGUAGCUCCAGAUUAUGUUGAUAACGGCAAGUCUAGUAAUGCAGGCCCACCUUCACCUCGGUUUGGAAUUUUCACCUCUUCGAAAAAGAUACCUUCUGAUGAAGAUCGUGUGGGUGAUAAAAACUGACCGCCACCUGUUUCAGCUGGUUGUCAAAUAAUCUAACGGUCCUGAGUUUGAAAAUUCUGGGCAUGCAGGUUGUUAAUAGGAAAAACUAGGAGAUUCAUAUUUACAGCUGUUAAUUAUGAACUGUUAUUUUAUUUUAUUUUAUUUUUAUGCUUCAUUAUGAAGCAUGACAAUGAUUCAUCUGGGAUUUGUCUUGUUUAUCUGGGAAUUUAAGAUGAUUCAGAGCUUCUUUGGCAAUAAGGAUGUAAUAGAAAAUUACCUGGAUUGAUGUAACUAAACCUGGUGACAAUUUUGUAGUUUAAACAUAUUUGAAUAUGUAAUCUCAGACAACAAGAUUUACAAGAUUUUGUUUUGCAGCCAA
This is a messenger RNA of Dendrobium catenatum, 2475 nucleotides long. Its product is annotated as translation initiation factor IF3-1, mitochondrial. Bases 237 to 2117 code for a protein of 626 amino acids. The transcript is spliced from 8 exons. Lineage: Eukaryota; Viridiplantae; Streptophyta; Magnoliopsida; Asparagales; Orchidaceae. Gene Ontology annotation, molecular function: translation initiation factor activity; ribosome binding. Gene Ontology annotation, biological process: translational initiation; ribosome disassembly. The record is from RefSeq and is a predicted model, not a curated record.